UUGGCUUAUUGGCGGGAACAAAAACCACCCCCCAAUUCUUAGCUUCUCUUCUCUCUCAAGAGUCCCAAAUCAAAUUUAGGGCUUCCAAUUUUUUUGGGUUUUUGGGAUCCAAAAGAUGGAGAACCCUAGCAGUAAGAGAACCACCGCCGGAGCUCUCGAAGAGAACAUCUUGGCCAUCCUCGACUCCACCGAAGCCGACGACACUCACUACGCCAACGACGACCGAACUUCUUUCCUCGACGCCGUUCGUGCCGCUUCGCUUGUACCCGAAAAUGGAACUCCACCUACCUUUAAAUGGUUUGAGUCGAUCUUCGCCAUCUUGAGGAUUGGGAAAUCUCUGGAGCUGACUAUGGCAAGUUUUAAGCUUUUGAAUGAGUUGGAUAAGUGUUUCCCUCGGGUGCAUUUGUCUGUUGUUGAUGAAAUGAAAUCGUCUGGUAAAGUCAUGUUAAUCGUGGAGAAUGAGGCUUGGUCGCCAUUUGUUUUCAGCUCCGAAAGUACUAGUAGCGAGAGGGGAGCUGCUAAUAACUUGGGGGGAUCAGUUGACUCCUCUGGUUUCCAACAUUUGAUAGAAGACCUUGCUGAUGCAACCGCUGAACCAAACUUCCAAGCCUCAGAAACAAAGUCCCUAGGAAACAUGUUGCUGUUUCAAUACCUAGUCAAUGUUCUUGAAGGAGAUUUUCAACCUCGCAACUGUGUCUAUGCAGAAACUGCAAACUGGGUCCUUCUGAGAGAGUCUUUGCUCAACAUGCUUUUGGUAUCAAGAAAGAUAAACUACAAAAACUUGAUGAAGGAUUGCUUGGCCAUUAUGUGUAAGCUGUAUCGAACCAAUGCUGGAUUUGCUGAUGAUCUGGUAAGUUCAGAGACGUCUAUGGCACAACCAGCUGAAAAUUUUGAUACGGCUGCUACAAUUGCUUUACUUGAGAUAGGAAAGAAUACCUGUAUAGCCAUGCAGAAGUUUCUGAUAAUGAUUAUGGAGCUUGACUUGUCGAAGAAGACAGCAGAAAUGCAAGGGUCUACUACAAGAGCAGAUGGUGUCAGAACUCCUCUGCUGGAGAUAGUUCUGGAUGAGCUAACUUACGAUAAGGAUAUUCUUGACUCAUUUCUUCAGGUUUUCAAUGAACCUAAAUGGAAGCUUGAGAUAGUUGUGCAGUAUUUGUGGAAAUACAUUGGUAAGCCUUCUGUUCGAACUCGUAGAGCAAAUGGUCCUACAGAUGAUGCAUCAUUCAAUGGAGCAUUGAAGUGCUUUUCAAAUGUCACCAGCAUAAAAACCACCAUAAAAAAGAUUAGGCCAGAACUAGCUCAGUUGCUUUUAGCACAUGGCCUUCAGGCUCAUUUAUCCUUACCAUGUAAACAACAUGUCGAAGGCACCUCUGCUUCCAGUGAAGAAAGAAGUAACAGCUCCCUCAUUGAAGUAUCUGAGAAUAUAAUAUCUGCAUUUAGAAAUCUGAAGACUGCGGACAAGAAGAUGGAGAUUUUGCCACUUGGAAAAGAAGCACUGUUUAUGGCAGCUACUAUCAUAUCAGCGCAGUCAUAGUAUGCCGAAGGUCGGGUGCAUAUAGCAUCUUGUGAUUCUGUGCAUGCUUGAGAAGCUUAAGGAGUAGGCUACAUGCACAAGUCAAGCUUAUUGACUUUUGUUUUAGGAUGUAUGUACGAAGGUUGUAUAACUGUAGUGAUAUUGCGUUUUAGGGAAAAACGUGUGUUCAAAUGGCAGGAAUUAAGAUUCUACCAUAGAUGGGAAGAUGACUAAUGGUCAUUGUAUUUGUAAAUGUGUAGUGAUACCCUAUUGCUUCAGCUACAUUCAGGCAGCAGUUGCCUGGAGGAUUAUAAAACAGGAUGCUCAUCUGAGAUUUUUUUUUUU
Rosa chinensis is the source of this 1858-nucleotide messenger RNA. RefSeq names its product negative regulator of systemic acquired resistance SNI1. The record is from RefSeq and is a predicted model, not a curated record. The coding region runs from base 116 to 1534 and encodes 472 amino acids. Lineage: Eukaryota; Viridiplantae; Streptophyta; Magnoliopsida; Rosales; Rosaceae. Gene Ontology annotation, molecular function: transcription cis-regulatory region binding. Gene Ontology annotation, cellular component: Smc5-Smc6 complex; nucleus. The transcript has 16 exons. Gene Ontology annotation, biological process: DNA damage response; negative regulation of systemic acquired resistance; negative regulation of DNA-templated transcription.